Messenger RNA from Choloepus didactylus (southern two-toed sloth), 5032 nucleotides. It is a transcript of the gene RBL1, whose product is annotated as RB transcriptional corepressor like 1. Gene Ontology annotation, molecular function: RNA polymerase II transcription regulatory region sequence-specific DNA binding. The coding region runs from base 298 to 3507 and encodes 1069 amino acids. Gene Ontology annotation, cellular component: chromatin; transcription regulator complex; nucleus. Gene Ontology annotation, biological process: regulation of transcription by RNA polymerase II; cell differentiation; negative regulation of G1/S transition of mitotic cell cycle. NCBI's taxonomy places the organism in Eukaryota, Metazoa, Chordata, Mammalia, Pilosa, Megalonychidae. The record is from RefSeq and is a predicted model, not a curated record. The transcript is spliced from 22 exons.
GGAUCCCUCCGCUCCAUUUUUGCCCUGCCGGCUAGAUCCUCCGCUGCCCCUCAAGGGCCAACGACAGGUUUUCCCAGGGUUCCAAGUCCGUCUUCUUAUCACAUUUCCAGAAAGGAAUAGCUGGGAGCACAAGAGAAGAAAAGGACUUUUUUGGGGAAAAGCGGAGGCAGGUGACGAAGCGAAGCUCCGAGGUCGCCGAUUUUCGCGCGCUUUGGCGCGGGUGGUUGUGGGUAGUGCGUCUGGGUGGGAGAAAAGAGCCGGGGCCCUCUGGCCGCGCAGUCGUCGGAGGCUGAGGAGAUGUUCGAAGACGUGUCCCACACGGAGGGAGCGGCGGUGGUCGCAGCGGCCCGGGAGGCGCUGCAGACCUUGUGCCAGGAGCUGAAUCUGGACGAGGGGAGUGCGGCCGAAGCCCUGGACGACUUCAUCACCAUCCAGGGCAACUACAGCCUAGAGGGAGAAGUUAUACACUGGUUGGCAUGUUCAUUAUAUGUUGCAUGCCGCAAAAGCAUUAUUCCCACAGUUGGAAGAGGUGUUAUGGAAGGAAAUUGUGUGUCACUUACCAGAAUACUGCGUUCCGCUAAAUUAAGUUUAAUUCAGUUUUUCAGCAAAAUGAAGAAGUGGAUGGACAUGUCAAACCUGCCACAGGAAUUUCGUGAACGUAUAGAAAGGCUAGAGAGAAAUUUUGAGGUGUCUACUGUAAUUUUCAAAAAGUUUGAGCCAAUUUUUUUAGAUAUAUUUCAAAAUCCAUAUGAAGAACCACCAAAGUUACCACGAAGCAGGAAGCAGAGGAGGAUUCCUUGCAGUGUUAAGGAUCUCUUUAAUUUCUGUUGGACGCUCUUUGUUUAUACUAAGGGUAACUUUCGUAUGAUUGGGGAUGACUUAGUAAACUCUUAUCAUUUACUUCUGUGCUGCUUGGAUCUUAUUUUUGCCAAUGCUGUCAUAUGCCCAAAUAGACAAGACUUGCUAAAUCCAUCAUUUAAAGGCUUACCUUCUGAUUUCCAUACUGCUGACUUUAGGGCUUCUGAAGAGCCUCCCUGCAUCAUUGCUGUACUGUGUGAACUGCAUGAUGGACUUCUAGUAGAAGCAAAAGGAAUAAAGGAGCACUACUUUAAGCCAUAUAUUUCAAAACUCUUUGAUAGGAAGAUUUUAAAAGGAGAAUGCCUCUUGGAUCUUUCCAAUUUUACUGAUAAUAGCAAAGCAGUGAACAAGGAGUAUGAAGAGUAUGUUCUAACUGUUGGUGAUUUUGAUGAGAGGAUCUUUUUGGGAGCAGAUGCAGAAGAGGAAAUUGGAACUCCUCGAAAGUUCACCGGUGAUACCCCAUUAGGGAAAGUGACAGCACGGACUAAUGUGGAAUGUAACCUUCAACAACACUUUGAAAAAAAAAGAUCAUUUGCACCUUCUACCCCACUGACUGGACGGAAAUAUUUACGAGAAAAAGAAGCAGUAAUUACUCCUGUUGCAUCAGCAACCCAAAGUGUGAGCCGGUUACAAGGUAUUGUGGCUGGACUGAAAAAUGCACCAAGUGAACAACUUAUAAAUAUCUUUGAGUCUUGUAUGCGUAAUCCUACAGAAAAUAUUAUGAAAAUAGUGAAAGGAAUAGGAGAGACUUUCUGCCAACACUACACUCAGUCAACAGAUGAACAGCCAGGAUCUCAUAUAGACUUUGCUGUCAACAGACUAAAACUUGCAGAAAUUUUGUAUUAUAAAAUAUUAGAAUCUAUAAUGGUUCAGGAAACACGAAGACUUCAUGGAAUGGACAUGUCAGUUCUUUUAGAGCAGGAUAUAUUUCAUCGUUCCUUGAUGGCCUGCUGUUUGGAAAUUGUGCUCUUUGCCUAUAGCUCACCUCGUACUUUUCCCUGGAUUGUUGAAGUUCUCAAUUUGCAACCAUUUUAUUUUUAUAAGGUUAUUGAGGUGGUGAUCCGUUCGGAGGAGGGACUUUCCAGGGACAUGGUAAAACAUCUGAACAGCAUCGAAGAACAGAUUUUGGAGAGUUUGGCGUGGAGUCAUGAUUCUGCACUAUGGGAGGCUCUCCAGGCUUUUGCUAACAAAGUUCCUACCUGUGAAGAAGUUAUAUUCCCCUAUAACUUUGAAACAGGAAAUGGUGGAAAUACACAGGGACAUCUUCCCAUGAUGCCACUGUCUCCUAUAAUGCAUCCACGGGUCAAAGAAGUUCGUACUGACAGUGGGAAUCUUCGAAGGGAUGUGCAACCAUUGUCUCCAAUAUCUGUCCAUGAACGCUACAGUUCUCCUACAGCAGGGAGUGCUAAGAGAAGACUUUUUGGUGAGGAACCCCCAAAGGAAAUGAUUACGGACAAGAUCAUAACAAAAGGAACAAAACUGAAAAUUGCUCCUUCUUCAAGCAUUGCUGCUGAAAAUGUAUCAAUUUCACCUGGGCAAAGUCUUCUAACAAUGGCCACAGGCACAGUAAUGGGGACAACAGGACACAGAGUUACAAUCCCAUUGCAUGGUAUUACAAAUGAUGCUGGAAGGAUCACACUGAUACCCAUUUCCGUGAAUACAACUCAGGAGUCCAAAGUGGAGAGUCCUAUAUCACUUACGGCUCAGUCCUUACUUGAUGCUUCUCCAAAACAGACACACCUGACUAAAACACAAGAGGUACAUACAACAGGAAUCAGCAAGCCAAAGAGAACUGGAUCCUUAGCACUAUUUUACAGAAAGGUCUAUCAUUUGGCAAGUGUACGCUUACGUGAUUUAUGUUUAAAACUGGAUGUUUCUAAUGAGUUGCGAAGGAAAAUAUGGACCUGUUUUGAAUUCACUUUAGUUCACUGCCCUGAUCUAAUGAAAGACAGGCAUUUGGAUCAGCUCCUUCUUUGUGCCUUUUACAUCAUGGGAAAGGUAACAAAAGAAGAAAGAACUUUUCAAGAAAUAAUGAAAAGUUAUAGGAAUCAGCCCCAAGCUAAUAGUCAUGUCUAUAGAAGUGUUUUAUUGAAAAGUAUUCAAAGAGAAGUUGUGGCAUAUAAUAAAAACUUAAAUGGUGAUAUUGAAAUGACAGAUUGUGAAGAUGCUACAAAAACACCAGACUGUUCCAGUGGACCAGUGAAAGAGGAAAGAGGUGAUCUCAUCAAAUUUUACAAUACAAUAUAUGUAGGAAGAGUGAAAUCAUUUGCAUUGAAAUACGACUUGUCAAAUCAGGACCAUGUGUCGUUUCAGAUGGCAGCUCCACCACUCUCUCCUUUCCCACAUAUUAAGCAACAACAAGGCUCGCCACGCCGCAUUUCCCAACAGCACUCAGUUUAUGUUUCCCCGCACAAGAACGGGGCAGGCCUGACACCAGGGAGUGCUCUGCUAUACAUGUUCAAUGGCAGCCCUUCUAAGAGUUUGAAAGAUAUCAACAACAUGAUAAGGCAAGGUGAGCAGAGAACCAAGAAGCGAGCAAUAGCCAUCGAUAGUGAUGGAGAAUCCCCUGCCAAACGCCUCUGUCAAGAAAAUGAUGAUGUUUUACUUAAACGACUGCAGGAUGUUGUCAGUGAAAGAGCAAAUCAUUAACGCCCUUCCUGCUACUAAGAUAAAAGCACUUUCAGGUUGUUUUGCAGAAAGUUGGGUCUAUAUCUUUCAGACCUUUCAUCCCUGCAGAUGGUAAACAUCACUGGGUUAUAGAAAAAUUGCACCAGAAUUGAAUGUAUUUGGCAGAGAUGCAUUUUGAGUUGGAUAAGAAAGGAAUAUUUUAAGUGCCUUUUAAAAAUACUAAUAGUCAUAGAAUUUGUCAAAUAUUUGUUUCCUUGGGUUUGUUUUUAAAAGGUGAAGAGAAAACCACCCCGUGUAGCCUUUUGAAAAGCUCACUUUUUCAAAAAACCAAAUGUCUCCUCUCCUAAUGUGCUUUGUAAUGUACGGGUAAACAACCCAUUUUUGGUAAGCAUAUUUUGAGAUUUGUGUUCUCAAUUCAAUAUUGAAAGAGGAGUUGUUUCCCAUAGAACUGGGCCAGAGGGAAGUGCAAUAGCCUGUCUCUGACCCACUGUGGUGACUCCACAUCCAGGUGCCACCACCAUUCUGGGUUGCCUAGAUUUCUUCCCCUCAUGCCCUUCCUUUCCCUGAGCAUAAGCAGAUGUGCCCUGGAGCCUUCUUAGCCUUGUGUCAUAACCCGAUAAAAAGGGCACUUGCUCCUUUUUUAAACUAUCAUCAUUUUGGUUUUUGUAACAACUUAACUAUCCAUGAUUGUAUUAAAUCAUGUAAUUCUCAGAAGAGAAAUAUGCCUCUCAAGUCAGUAGAAAAGAAAUCAGAUAGAGUUGUUAAAACUAAAUUUCCCAUUGGUGAGGUAGCACCAUAAUAAUGUGUGAGAUACUAUUUUUAAGGUCAUCAUAAGAUCAGUCAUUCUCAAUGUUUAAUUGAUUCCCUAAGUGUAUCAGACAUCUUUUUCAAAACCACAUCAUUAAAAUCACCUCAUGCCUUAUAAUUCCAAUGUGUAUCAGUAAACAACUCCUUAUCUCCCCCCCUUGUUCUCAAUAUUAUUGGUGCAUCAUGAGUUUCCCGUUAGGACAUGACACCUGGAUUCCCCUUGAGGAUGUUUACUGGUACUAGGGAUACAGAUUUCCAAUAAAUCAGUUCGUUCACAUUAACUUCUUCUAGUGUGUUUUCAGGAUAUGGAAAAACAUGGCUAGGCCAUCCUUGAUGAAUUUUGAAAAGAUGCUCUUAAAUGUAUGUUUUUAACUGCAAACCUUAUUUUUUAAAAACAUAUAAUAUUUAACUUACCUUUAUCUACCCCUGUCUAAUUUUAAUUUUCCUAAGCUCUGGCUGUUAAUUUGUCAAGUAUUGCCUUGAAUCUGAUUUUUAAAGGGAUUUUGGUCACAUUUUACUUUUCUGAAAGUUACAUCCUCAUUUUUUGUGUGUAGUAUCUACACAUGCUAUAAGCCAAAUAACAAAGUCUGUCUUGAGUCCUUGUACAUAUUUUUAUGUAGCUAUAAUUGUUGUGUCAUUUUCAUCUUCAUUUUAAUAUACAAAAUAUAAAUGAUCAUUUGUACAUUGAUUAUAAAACUCGGGACAUGUUUUUAUUAGGUUUAAUAGUAUCAAUAAAUGG